This is a messenger RNA of Hydractinia symbiolongicarpus, 1848 nucleotides long. RefSeq lists its product as uncharacterized. Bases 1 to 1848 code for a protein of 615 amino acids. NCBI's taxonomy places the organism in Eukaryota, Metazoa, Cnidaria, Hydrozoa, Anthoathecata, Hydractiniidae. The record is from RefSeq and is a predicted model, not a curated record. Gene Ontology annotation, biological process: DNA repair; telomere maintenance. The transcript has a single exon. Gene Ontology annotation, molecular function: DNA helicase activity.
AUGGCUCAAAACUAUCAAGAUGCUAUGGCAGUUAUUGGUAAGUUUAGAAAACCUGAUUUUUUUCUGACUUUUACGUGCAAUCCAAAAUGGCGUGAAAUUACAGAAAAUUUGUUUGCAGGCCAACGUGCACACGAUCGGCCUGAUUUAGUUUCUCGAGUUUUUAAAUUGAAACUAAAUGAACUCCUUAAAGAUGUUACUGAAAUGGGAGUUAUAGGUAAGACUAUAGCACAUGUGUAUGUUAUAGAAUUUCAAAAGAGGGGUUUGCCUCAUUGUCAUUUGUUAAUUCAUUUAGAUCCCAAUGACAAACUUAGGGAUGCAGAUGACAUAGACAGUGUUAUUUCAGCAGAAAUUCCUAAUCAACAGGAACACCCUGAGCUGUUUGAAAUUGUACGAUCGUGUAUGAUUCAUGGACCAUGUGGACAUCUGAAUCCUAAUUCCAGAUGUAUGGAAGAUGGUGUUUGCACAAAAAGUUGUCCAAAGAACUUUUUAGCAUCUACGGUAGCUGAAGUCAACGGAUAUCCAUUAUAUAGACGUCGUGAUAAUGGUAUACAUAUCAAUGUCAAUAACGUUGACGUAGAUAAUCGCUGGAUUGUUCCAUAUAAUCCAUGGCUUUCCAAGAAAUACAAUGCACAUAUAAACUUGGAGGCGUGCAUGUCUGUUAAAUCUGUUAAAUACCUCUAUAAAUAUAUUUAUAAAGGUCAUGAUUGUGCCAACAUUGAGAUCAAUAAACGUAUUGAUCAUGAUGAGGUGCAGACAUUUUUAGAUGCACGGUAUGUCAGUGCACCAGAAGCCAUAUGGCGUCUUUUUGAAUUUACCAUGCACCAACAAUCUCAUGUUGUCCAUAGAUUGCAAGUGCACUUGCCAAAAAACCAUAUUGUUUAUUUUCAGCAAGGACAGGCUGAAGAGGCUCUGGACAGAGCUGCAGAUCAGGCUACAAAAUUAACAGCUUGGUUUGUGUUAAAUGCAGAGAAUCAUGAUGCUCGCCAAUAUAUGUAUCCAGACAUUCCUCUUUAUUUUGUUUUUAAUAAGAACAAAGUUUGGAAACCAAGACAACGCGGUCAUGGUAAAAUUGUGUCCAGAAUGUAUAGUGUGAGUCCUCGCGCAGGUGAGCUUUUUUAUUUACGUAUGUUGCUAUUGCAUACACCUGGUGCAACUUCUUUUGAAGAUUUACGAACUGUCAAUGGCAAUGUUGCUGAAACAUUUCGUGACGCCUGUUUAUUGCGUGGUCUCCUGCAAGAUGAUACUGAAUGGAACAAUACUUUGCAGGAAGCUGUUAACUUUCAGAUGCCUCGACAAUUAAGGCAACUGUUUGCUGUGAUACUUACUCACUGCGAACCUUCUGAUCCUUUUACUUUGUGGACAAGGUACAAGGAUGCAAUGUAUGAAGAUUAUAUUCGCCAAAUGAAUGAGGAACAUGCUGAGUACAGGCUGCUUCAAGAUAUUAAUUCUGUACUUAGGCAAUUUGGUAAAUCUCUUACUGAUUAUAUUCUUCCUCAUUUAGAUGAAUUACCCCCAGCUGAAAACAUUGAUGUAGCUAUGGAGGCUGAAAGAGCUUCCCAACUAAGGGCUCAACUUACUGACGAACAGACUGCACUGGCUAAUGCAGUCAUAGAAGCUGUUGUAAAUGUUGCUAACAAUGCAGCCCAAAACAACCGUCUGUUUUAUUUAAUUUGUAAUAAUGAGCUUCCAUUUGGAGGUAAAGUUGUUAUUUUAGGUGGUAAUUUUUCACAGUUACUGCCUGUUGUCAGAAAAGGAAAAGCAACUGAAAUUGUGGACAUGUGUUUAAAAAGUUCUUGGGAAAGGUGUUUUACCUGUUCGGGAGCAAGAACCUUUCCAAGGCGCAAUUGA